AUGCAAACGAACGAACCAGAAGAAAGCAUAGUAGAUUACAAUAAUAACGACAACGCCGGAGAGGAACAAAGAUCACCCAAGGAGAAUCGUUUCAAGAGACGCUUUAGAAUCAUGACAGGCGGUUCACCCAAAUCUCCCGGCAGUGCUGAUAGAUGCAGCUGGCAAUCACGUUCGUCAACGAGUCAUGGAGAAUCGUCACUCUCCAUCCGGUCUGAUUCACUCACCACCCAUGACACAAACACAACAGGUACCAGUGUAGGAGGGUCUAGUAAUUCCUCGAGUCCUCAUAAAAAAAGUACCGGAAAACGUUCCGUUACAGCCCCUGCUCCUCUCAAGUUGAAGUACUGCUCUCCAACUGACUUAGAAUUUCCAGAGACUCCCCGCCUCAUAGACAAAGACAAAGCAGCCGACAACAACGAUGGGCUUCUUCCGCGAAUGAAGGAUGCGGCAGAGCAAGCGUCAAGCAACCAGCAAUCAGCCGGCGCGAAAGCAUCCGCUAAAUAUCAUAAAACCGCUUUGCGCAUGAGACCCCAGGAGGGAAAGGCACUCAACGAAGCAAGGAGAAAAUGUCAAGACUUGAUCGACUAUGUGCGCAGCGUCACUGAUACUGUUGGAGAGACUCGCAAUCUCAGCGAUUCAGAAUUGAAGCAGAAGACACACGAUGCUAGAAUUAAAGACGCGAUCAACCUGAGGUGUACUAACUGUCGUGGGGACUGUCCGAUUUGCGGUGCAUCAUGUUGCAUAUAUGAUAAUGCACGUCGGACAGUUAUCAAGGAGGAUUCAGACACGACCAAAUUGGAAAAGGCAGGCCGUAUAGUAAAGAUGAUCGAUGGCAUGAGUCAACAGGCCAAGGAGAUGAAUAAGUUCCAUCUGUGCAGUCCACCUGGAGGUUGUGGAAGAUAUGUCUGUCCGAAGUGCUGUGGCGUUUGCCAUAAUGAAAUCUGUCGCGACAUCCAGUGCAAGUUGGUAAGGGCAGCCGAGGUCACGUGGCCGCUUAGCGAGGCGCCCGCACGACAAUUGUGCCAGCCUCACUAUCCGCUCGCCGCAGAGACCGAUUCGACUCAACCACCCAACGCCAACCGACAACAUCUCGUCUCGCCCGGCUGCGCAUCUCCGACGUUCAAGAUGCGUACCUACGACGAUUCUUUCAGCGGCCAGAAGAUCUACCCCGGAAAGGGUAAGCUGUACGUUCGCGGUGACAGCAAGAUCUUCCGCUUCCAGAAUGGAAAGUCCGAGUCUCUUUUCCUCCAGCGCAAGAACCCUCGCCGGAUAGCUUGGACUGUCCUUUUCCGUCGCCAGCACAGGAAGGGUAUCUCUGAAGAAGUUGCCAAGAAGCGUACCCGUCGUGUCGUUAAGAGCCAGCGUGCUAUCGUUGGUGCCUCCCUCGACGUGAUCAAGGAGCGCCGCAACCAGCGCCCUGAGGCCCGUGCUGCCGCUCGCCAGCAGGCCAUCAAGGAGGCCAAGGAGAAGAAGGCCGCCGCCGAGACCAAGAAGAAGACCGAGAAGGCCAAGCUCGCCGCCUCCAAGGGUGGUGCUCAGCGCAUCCAGAGCAAGCAGGGCGCCAAGGGUGCUGCUCCCAAGGUCGCCGCCAAGUCGCGUUAA
Messenger RNA from Aspergillus tanneri, 1602 nucleotides. It is a transcript of the gene RPL24, whose product is annotated as 60S ribosomal eL24 domain-containing protein. Lineage: Eukaryota; Fungi; Ascomycota; Eurotiomycetes; Eurotiales; Aspergillaceae. The coding region runs from base 1 to 1602 and encodes 533 amino acids. Gene Ontology annotation, molecular function: structural constituent of ribosome; mRNA binding. The record is from RefSeq and is a predicted model, not a curated record. The transcript has 6 exons. Gene Ontology annotation, biological process: cytoplasmic translation. Gene Ontology annotation, cellular component: cytosolic large ribosomal subunit.